AUGUUUAAAGGUGGCCUGCGCCUUUGGUCGAAGCCAUCCUUUGUAGUUCGCAACCGGCCGCCCUAUAGUGCAUAUAAAUUUAACAGCAUCUCGCAGAGAACUGUGGGAUCCACACAAGCUCAUUUGAGCUACUGCCGUGUACUGUGGAAACCCAAACAACAGUUGGAAGAGCUAUCCAAGAACACAGACUUUCUACAUACGCAAAAUAUUCUUUUGCAGAAGAACCAACAACGGCUAAGCAAACAAAAACUGCUCUCGGAAGCUACAAAUUUCUACGAGCGAUUCAAGAUCAAAACCAAAUGGGUGUUGAUUCGCGGCAAUCGUCCAUUUAGUACAGACGAACUCAGCACGUUGUUCUCAUGGUUAGUAAUUUCACAGAUCUUGUGGAUUGUCCUGGGCACAACUACCUUUGUGUCUUUGGUUCUGUUUACUUUCAAUACUGUUUUCGCUAAGGAAAUGGUCGGACAAGUAGUUGGGCGUCUACUCAAUGGCUAUAUUGACGGAGUUGAUGUUCGUUUUCAAGACGCCUUAGUACCGGAGUGGAAGCGUGGUUGCAUUAGCUUCAAGCAAGUCGAGUUGAGAAGCACCGAAAGUAAGGUAACCAGCGACACGGAGAUUCAAUCUCCUCCUGAUAUUGAUUUUACCCUAAAAUUCAAUCAGAUAGAUAUAACGCUGUCCUUCACCAAGUGGUUUCGCGGCCACGGACUCAUAAACGAUCUAGCUGUUUAUGGGAUGAAGGGAGAUGUCACACUAGCUAGAGACCAAAAUCACAAAAAACUAGUUGCUUGGUUCUCAAAUCAACGCUACCAUUUGAGCCGUGUCAAAAUUCGAGAUUCAUGCAUCAACGUUCAGGACCAGAGCCUGAAUCAACAAUACCGAAUUUCACUAUACAACAUGGACUUGCCUCAGCUUAGAUUCAAGUGGAUGUUGAUAGAUUUUUUCAAUGCUAACGUCGUGACCGGCGCUCUCAAUCAUUCGCUAUUCAGCAUACACAAAAGGCAGCACAAACUAGCAUACUUGCAAGAUUUCGAACAUGACUUAUCUCCUUGGAAACGAAUCACACGAUUGAGGUUGGAUGAGAUAUGUAUUAAAGAUUUAGGUCUUGACAAGAGCAACGCUUUCAGCUGGGUGGAAGAUGGCCAAGUUGAAAUAAUCGCAGAUUUGAUGUUGCCCGAAAUUCCUGAAAAUGAGGAUUCGAACGCGGAAGACGAAAACAAAUAUAUUGUCCUAGACCUCAAGUUCAAAUUCAAAGAUCUAAUGGCACGAUAUCCAUUAGAAGAGCCCAAAUUGGCCAAUGGUGAUGCAAUCGCCACAUUAGAGGAAUUGAGACCCUUGAUAGCUUUUGUUAACACUCAAAGAGGGCUAUUUCAUUCUUUUAUGAAUAUACAAAAUUCGAACGCAACGUGGAAUAAUAUUUCCAACGUUGCCAUUAAGAAAAACAGAUCCUACCCCGAUACUACAGUCAUUCCAUCUAACGUGAAGUGGCCGGAAUUUGAAGAUUCCGAUCGCUCAGGCCAAGAAAUUAUAAAAUACCACGAUCAACCUAAGCACAAUAAUAAUGAAAUAGUGCUGAGAUCAAGGAUUGUAAAAAACGUUGAAGACUUAAAAGGAUUGGCACUUUUUAGAGAAACAGGAAUUUAUGAUACUCUGAGCAUGGAGAUAUAUGUGGAUCUAAUGAGAAUGGUUGAAGAGUGGGAGCACAAAAAAAAAAGUGAUUGGAUCAAAGUAUGGGGCACCACGGUUGCUUCGCAGCUGAUGAUCUUGGGACUGGGAGCGAUGGUUUAA
Molecule: messenger RNA, 1785 nt
Organism: Lachancea nothofagi CBS 11611
Lineage: Eukaryota; Fungi; Ascomycota; Saccharomycetes; Saccharomycetales; Saccharomycetaceae
Source: the annotation of a GenBank genome assembly